Prosopis cineraria is the source of this 609-nucleotide messenger RNA. Its product is annotated as secreted RxLR effector protein 161-like. Lineage: Eukaryota; Viridiplantae; Streptophyta; Magnoliopsida; Fabales; Fabaceae. The record is from RefSeq and is a predicted model, not a curated record. The transcript has a single exon. The coding region runs from base 1 to 609 and encodes 202 amino acids.
AUGGAGAUUACACAAGAUAUGAAUGGUUUUUACCUGAAUCAGUGCAAGUGCAUUAAUGAUUUACAUUGUCGCUGGGGUAUAGAUAAAGCUUCAAUAUGUAAAACUCCCAUUGCUUCUGCUCAAACACUGUCAAAAUAUGAUAGUAAUAAGUUGACCCUUGCUGAUAGUAUUUCAUAUCGCAAACUAGUUGGUUCUCUUCAAUAUUUAGCUAACACAAGGCUAGACAUUGCCUUUGUGGUUAGCAAAUUAAGUCAAUUUCUCUCUGACCUAACUUUACUGUACUGGCAAGCUGUGAAGUGUUUACUUCGUUAUCUUCAAGGCAUGAUGUCGUUGAGUCUUCAACUUAAAAAGUCUGAUUCUUUGGAAUUUGUGGGAUACUCAGAUGCAGACUGGGCAACCUGUCCUAAUGAUAGAUGUUCAAUUAGUGGAUAUUUUGUCUUCUUUGGUGAUGCUCUUAUUUCUUGGUCAUCAAAGAAACAAACUGUUGUUGCCAGAUCAAGUGCUGAGUCUGAAUACCGUGCUUUAGCUCACGUUUCUACUGAGUUAGUUUGGCUUCGCUCGUUGAUGUCUAAACUUAGGAUUCAGUUUUCACAGCCUUAUUCUAUUUAG